This is a messenger RNA of Erythranthe guttata (spotted monkey flower), 1885 nucleotides long. RefSeq names its product subtilisin-like protease SBT4.3. NCBI's taxonomy places the organism in Eukaryota, Viridiplantae, Streptophyta, Magnoliopsida, Lamiales, Phrymaceae. Gene Ontology annotation, molecular function: serine-type endopeptidase activity. The record is from RefSeq and is a predicted model, not a curated record. Gene Ontology annotation, biological process: proteolysis.
CUAAUGAAACCAAAUUUAUGGAAUGAUUUUUCGAAAAUAUUCUCGAUGCAGUAAGCUCAUCGGUGCACGUUACUACAACAGCGACAACAUUUACGGCGACAACGAGAUCCCGUCUCCACGAGACACGGAGGGACACGGGACCCACACGGCUACGACAGCUGGCGGCGUGGAGCUACCAGGAACGAGCUUUUUAGGCUUAGCGGAGGGUGUGGCGAGAGGUGGGGCCCCCGGUGCAAGAAUUGCGGUGUACAAAGUGUGCUGGGCUUCGGGAUGCGGUGAUGCUGACAUCAUCAAAGCGUUCGAUGAUGCAAUAGCCGACGGAGUCGACAUCAUCUCUGUUUCUUUGGGAUCCGAAUACCUCCUCGAUUAUUUCCAAGAUCCUAUUGCGAUCGGAUCUUUCCAUGCAAUGAAGAACGGGAUUCUGACGUCGAACUCGGCCGGAAAUGCGGGACCCGAUCCCGUCACGGUUGCCAACUUUUCGCCGUGGACACUCACAGUUGCUGCUAGCACUAUCGACAGAAAAUUCGUCGCUAAUUUAGUCUUAGGCAACGGACAAAUCUUUACGGGAAUCUCGAUAAAUACGUUUGAUCUCAACGGAACGUCGUAUCCCUUGAUUUGGGGCGGAGAUGCUGUGAACUACAGCGGCGGUUAUAGUCAAGACGAUGCGAAACUUUGUUCUCAAGAAACAAUGAAUGCCGACAUGGCGGUUGGGAAAAUAGUACUCUGCGAAGCCCUUACCGAUGGAUCCACUAUUCUUCUUGCCAACGGUGUCGGAACCGUUAUGGCGGACCAAGAUUACGUAAAUCCCGACUACGCCUUCAGUUAUCCGUUACCGGCAACGCUCAUAAGUCCAGUCGACGCCAAAAAGGUGAUCGAAUACAUAAAAUCCACUAGAUAUCCCGAGGCGACGAUAUUGGUUGGCGAAACAUGGAAAGAUCUGAUGGGGCCGACAGUGGUUUCGUUUUCUUCGAGAGGACCAAAUCCGAUUAGCUCAGACAUUCUCAAGCCUGAUAUUACAGCACCCGGAGUUGAUAUUCUGGCGGGGUGGUCACCGCUUUCGCCAACUUCGAUAUACGAAAACGACACGACGGGAUUGUACUUCAACGUAAUGUCGGGCACAUCGAUGUCCUGCCCACACGCAGCCGCUGCCGCGGCCUACGUUAAAUCCGUCCACCCCGAUUGGUCGCCUGCCGCCAUCAAAUCCGCCAUCAUGACAACAGCUUAUGCUAUGGACCCGAGGAGAAAUGCCGACAAAGAAUUCGCCUACGGCUCGGGACAUAUUAACCCGACGGCUGCAGUGGACCCCGGUCUAGUAUUCGAUGCAUCUGCAGCAGAUUACAUCAACUUACUCUGCAAACAAGGGUACAACAUAACUACCCUGAGGGUGGUAACAGGGGAUAACUCCACCUGUGCCAAUACUACAAUUGGAAGAGCAUUGGAUUUCAACUAUCCAAUACUUUCACUAUAUGUCGAAGAUGGGGAGGAGAUUACGGGAACGUUCACGAGAACUGUCACGAAUGUGGGCCCGCCUGACUCGACCUACACCGCCAUGUGGCAAACGCCGUCGCUGAUUAGUGCGACGGUCGAACCGUCGGUUCUUGAGUUCUCGGCCGUUGGAGAGAGAAAGUCGUUCGCGGUGACGGUUGUGGGGCCCGCGAUCACGCAGCAGCCGAUUGUUUCGGGGGCGGUGACGUGGAGCGACGGGAGACGUUCGGUUAGGACACCUGUCGUGGUGUACAAUUACUUCCGUGGUGCUCCUUACACUAUCGAAUCCGAAGAUUAUUCCAACUCCACGUAGAAAUGAAACUAUAUAUGCAUUCAUCAAAAUAAUCUCCAAAUUUCGAUUUUGGAUGCAAAUUAUAUGUUGUAAUAAUUCCGAGACCGA